GCCUUCCACUGCUCUAUCUAUCAUUCACUGAUUACAGUUCACUUGCAAAAGAUAAUUGAGUCACUUUCCAUCGAGUUCACUACUAUAUCUACUACCUCCCUAUCUAUAUCUACAUACAGCAAGCCUCCAUUCCGAACUAUACAAACCAAACCAAACCAACAAACAGUCCUCCAUUCCUGCAAGCCAUAUCAUCCAUUACCUCUCCCUCUAAAGCAACAAUGUCCUCCAACAUCACAAAGUCGGCCACUGCCACAGUCACAGAUGACUCGGCCUCAACCCACUCCUUCCUCUCCACAACAACAACCCUAAAGGGCACCGGCCCCGAACCCACCAAGAACAAAUGGUUCUCCUCCAAGAAUACAACCGACGCAAAAACAAGCACAAAUCCCUCCAAGCCAAAGCGCACCAAUCGCCACACCAAGAAAGAAAUAAGCUAUGAAGUCCUCGCUACGUAUCUCGCGUUGCGGUGAAGGGGGGCAAUCAGAUAUAUCAUAUCGAUCAAGGGGUGGAAAGGGGGAUCGAACACUAAUGCUGGGAAUACAUGACGGCUUGGUUGAGAUGACGUUACCCUGCCCGGUGCAUCUAUGGGUCUCGCUUUUGUUAUCUUUUGGGGCAAAAUGGCGUCUAGGCGCGGUAUUGGCUUUGACGAUGGUUAUAUUGCAUCAUUUGCGCUUUGUUUGGAAUUGAGAUAGGGCUGUUUGGAUAUUUUGCCCUGGUUUGUAGGUAUUGGGAACUGGUAAUCGGUUAUUUAGAUAGGGCUGAAUGCUUAAUGGGACAUAAUAGAUGGUCUAACUUGGGA
This is a messenger RNA of Aspergillus alliaceus, 799 nucleotides long. RefSeq lists its product as uncharacterized. Lineage: Eukaryota; Fungi; Ascomycota; Eurotiomycetes; Eurotiales; Aspergillaceae. The record is from RefSeq and is a predicted model, not a curated record. Bases 436 to 687 code for a protein of 83 amino acids. The transcript has a single exon.